This is a messenger RNA of Branchiostoma belcheri (Belcher's lancelet), 2625 nucleotides long. Its product is annotated as dual specificity mitogen-activated protein kinase kinase 6-like. Gene Ontology annotation, biological process: MAPK cascade; protein phosphorylation. Gene Ontology annotation, molecular function: ATP binding; MAP kinase kinase activity. The transcript has 12 exons. The coding region runs from base 202 to 1203 and encodes 333 amino acids. The record is from RefSeq and is a predicted model, not a curated record. Lineage: Eukaryota; Metazoa; Chordata; Leptocardii; Amphioxiformes; Branchiostomatidae.
CCGAGCGAUGACGUCAGAACUCCCGUGAAGGGACGGGGUCACUAUUAUACUGGUAGUUCCCGUAAAACUGCUUGAAGUUUGUCAACAACACGACUUAACAGUUCGUUUUGAGGAAAGAAAGGUUUCUCCAUAGUAGUCGGUCCUGUCAAGUACCUCCAAGAACUGAUAGUUGUUUUCUGGUGGUUUCCAAGGGCCGUCAGAAUGGCAGGCAGAAGACGGCCCCCCAGACUUCAGCCCAUCCGGAUGGAGCCACAACCACCAAGUCCAAAGCCACCAAAAAAUCUGGAUUCUGUUGCAACCAUUAGUGUUGGUGGGAAGGAGUUUACGUGCAAUGCAGAUGACCUGAAGCCCAUCUGUGAGCUGGGGAGGGGGGCGUACGGCAUCGUGGAGAAGAUGAGGCACGAGUCCAGCAAUACAGUCAUGGCUGUAAAGAGGAUUCCUGUCUCAGUCAACAGUAAAGAACAGAAACGGUUGCUGAUGGACCUGGACAUCUCCAUGCGCAGCUCAGACCACCCUUGCACAGUAGAGUUCUAUGGAGCUCUCUUUAGAGAAGGUGAUGUAUGGAUCUGUAUGGAAGUGAUGGACAUCUCACUCGACAAGUUCUACAAGAAAGUUUCCAGCCUGGACAAGACCAUCCCUGAGGAUGUCAUCGGCAAAAUAGCUGUGGCAGUGGUGGAUGCACUGUACUUUUUACAUGGUAGUUUAAAGGUCAUACACAGAGACAUAAAGCCCUCAAAUAUCUUGAUAGACAGAAAAGGCCGUGUGAAGAUCUGUGAUUUCGGCAUCAGCGGUUACCUGGUGGAUUCAGUGGCCAAGACUCUAGAUGCUGGGUGCAAGCCAUAUAUGGCGCCAGAGAGGAUAAACCCAGAUGUGAAUCAGAAGGGAUAUGAUGUCAGAUCAGACAUUUGGAGCUUAGGCAUCACACUGAUUGAGCUAGCCACAGGGAAGUUCCCGUAUGAGUCCUGGUUGACGCCGUUUGCCCAGCUGAAGCAGGUAGUGGAGGAGCCGUCCCCCAAACUGCCUGCUGACAAGUUCUCCCCAGAGUUUGUAGACUUCUGUGCGCAAUGCCUGAACAAGAACUGCAAAGAAAGGCCCAACUAUGCUGGUCUUGUGGAACAUGACUUCUACAAGAAGUACAAUGAGCAGACAGUUGAUGUUGCAGGUUUUGUCACAUCAAUACUCGGCCCCGACGGCGACCACUAGUCAAUAACAAGGAAGAAGGACCAACAUCUCAGUUUCUACAUGGUGCAGGUUCCCCCCCUUGUGGAGUGGACUCACCCAACUGCUGAUAUACUGAUUGUUAGAAUGUACAUGUACUUAACGUCUGUCACAGGGUGGUGUAGAUUUGUGACCAGAAAGUUGUAGCAGCUGUAAAAUUGCUGGAGAUGUUAGUACGGACGAGGCUCAGGACUGCAGUAUCUACUGCAGAUUUUACCAAGUUUAGACUCUUUUAUCAUUGUUUCAGAAUUCUCUUUGUCAUUUUAUCAAAACUCAAUAUUUCCAUGUUAUCAGCAGUCAUGGUGUAUCAUGCACUAAAUGUUAAAUGUUGUUCAGAUGAACAGGAUUAUGUGAAAGCUUUAAGAAGAGGCACAAGUUUAGGCCAUGCCAAUUUAAUUUGUUGGUUCUGUGAUUUAAGAAUAAUAAUUAUGUAAAGUGGAAGAUGAACAUAAAAACAGAGCAGGAGGACCAUGCCUCAGCAUACACAGUUUUAGGGAGUCAAUAUUGUCAGCUUCACGUUUUCCACACUGUUUUUGGUCUUUGUCUCUUACUUAAUGUUUACAAAUGGAUCUGCAAACCAAGAAAAUAAAUUAGUGUGGCCUGACAACUUGUGGCAGCUCAUAGUGAGAGAAGGAUUUUUGAUUAUACAGGGAAGGUGUAAGAACAUUCAGAUGUUAUUAGAAUGAUAUCCAUUAUGGAAUACAGUAUAUAUGAUACAUGUGUACCUGUCCUUGAUGUUCACAAUGCACACUAUGUUUGUUAACUGCUGUCCAUGUAGGUCAAGUCAGUCCCACACACAGGUGCACAUUAUUACACGUUACAAAAUUACAUUUGAACUUUUAGUCAUGAUCAUGUACAUGUAUGAAUGAGAAAAAAGUCAGGAGGAUGAGCUCCUUUUAUCAGGUAACCAUUGAUAGAUGUUAAGUACUUAAAUGUAUGUAGGCAGCAUUGCAAGAUUGGCACUUUUGUCUCCCAACUCCUUGCCAAAGAGACAUACAGAAGAAACUAGGCCUUAGAACUGAAGAAAUUAUAUUCACUGUACAUCUAUUCUUUCUGCUGGUGUAGUUAGAAUAAGUGUGUAUUACAUGGAUGUCUGCCAUAUUGUGAGACUCUGGUUGUAGCAUGUUUAAUGAAAAACGUAGGUGCUGUGGAUUCAAGAUUUUAUAUCAAACUUAAGCUGCCAACAUUAAAAGAAGUGGUUAUUCAAAGAACCCCUUAUUCAAUAUACAUGUAGAACAUUUAAUAUCUAUCACAAUGUUUCAGUGUUUAGUGUCCAGCGGGAGGCUCUAUCUAUUCUAUUAACAAAAUGAUAAAUGUGAAGAAUUUUAUUUCACUUGCUUUGGCUUGUACAAUGGGAUGCAAUUUUCAUUCAACAAGAUUAAAGGUUGUUGCAACCCACUUAUUUAG